This is a messenger RNA of Drosophila mauritiana, 990 nucleotides long. RefSeq names its product integumentary mucin C.1. Gene Ontology annotation, cellular component: extracellular region. The record is from RefSeq and is a predicted model, not a curated record. The transcript has 5 exons. The coding region runs from base 60 to 908 and encodes 282 amino acids. Lineage: Eukaryota; Metazoa; Arthropoda; Insecta; Diptera; Drosophilidae. Gene Ontology annotation, molecular function: chitin binding.
AUAAGGUGCUUCGUUUGUCCCCAGUAUUUUAGAAUGAAAGGCGACUGGAGACAAAAAAGAUGUGGCUAAAGGCGCUUGUUCUACUGCUCUCGAUCCGAUAUUUGGCGGCCACGUGCAAUGUGUGUCAAAGUGCCAGCAAUGUCGCUUGUCACAGUGAAACCACUUUUUCCAUCUGCUAUGACGGAGUGCCAUCGUAUGAUCUCUUGCCAUGUCCUAAGGAUUUUUAUUGCACGGAUGGCUUUUACACUUGCUAUCAAAAUGCAGAUCCAGUUUGCAAAACAGAAGAGGACACUUCCACCACCGAGAUCCAGACAAGUACAACCACUUCCAGCCCCACUACCACGACAACCACUGAAGUCCCAACUACCACUGCUAUCCCCACUACCACAACAACCACUGAGAUCCCGACUACUGAAGCUCCGUGGGAUGCCGACGAUAUCUGUCAGCAAUACACUAAAAACACCUUUUUCGAAAACGUAGAUGAUCCCACCUGCACCACUUUUAUAACCUGUAUAGUUGAUGACGACGGAACCCAUUCGACAAAGGUCACUUCAUGCAGGGCUAAUCAGUAUUUUAGUACCAGCUUGAAGGCUUGUACCGCCACAAAGCCCGAUGGAUGCGUGGAGGCGACAACCACUGUGGCCACCACAACCCCAACCACCACCACCGUGGCCACAACAGCGGCGAGUACCACCACAGCAGAACCCUGGAGUGCGGAGAAAACCUGCCUGACUGUCACAAAGACCACUUUGUUUCAAAACCAAGACGAUCCCACCUGCACCACGUAUCUAUAUUGUUAUUUUAUCAAUGGAUCGGCAACAGCUUUGAUAACGAACUGUAAGACCAACCAAUAUUUUGAUGCUUCCUUGAAAGCCUGCGGCGAAGAUAAACCGGAUUAUUGCACCUAAUUCAGACCGUUUAACAGCAGUAAUCGAUCUUUAUCAGAUUUAUUGAAACCAAUAAAAUAUCAGUAUAAAACAAUCAUAUGAU